AUGCGGUCCUACACUUUCCUGUUGUUCGCCCUGUGCCCCGUCUUUUCCCUGUCGGCAGCGCAGACAGCUUCCGCAACACCGGAAUCCUCAGCAGAAACAAGCACAAUAGAGGCGACCACCGGAGUGACGACCAGCCCGACGCCAACAGUCAGUUCGGGCGGAGGCACUUCGUCGAACGCCACCACUUCUCUCGGUGGCGGCUCUGGCACCACUACAUCUGCUGGUAGCAGCAGCACAAAGGGGCCCCCAGAUGUGCUUCUGAAAGUUCCCAACCUCUCUGUUGGGAAGAUCGAAUUGAUCGUAGAUAACCUUCAAGCGGAGAUCAACCUCCAAGCAGAGAUUGCUUCCCUCGUGACCAUCAAUGCGGGUGUCGAGGUCAGCGUGUCGAAAGUCAACAUCACCAUUGCGGAUGUUGAAGCCGAAUUAGAGCUGAUCAUCCGGCUGGGCAACUUGGUUUCCAUCGUGAACCGAACGCUUGCGACCCUGGACUUGAAUCCUCUGCUUAUCAACCUCCUGAACGAGGUCACGGAUGUUGUUACUGAAGUAGUUGCCGCCGUGGACAGUCUUCUGGGCAGCAUUGUUCAAGGCAACUCCAAGAUCAACUUCAUUAUUGACAACCUCGGAAACAUUGUCCAAGAGGUCGUCGGCGACGUGGGCAACACUGUAUCCACCAUUGUGGGCAACUUCGACCAAAAUAUGACGUUCACGGGCGAGGCGAAGACCUUAUCAGGUGGCCUGGUACAAAAGACGUACAAGUACGAUCCCCUGGGUACACUGGUCAACAUUAUCUUCAACGCACUCGGGCAAGUCGUCCAGGCGACAGUAGCCACCUCCACCUCAUCGGGGGGAUCGGCGAGCACGACCAGCGCGACGACUGCGACGGCAGCCACCUCGGCGCCUGCGAGCACGUCAGCGGCGACGACUGCUACAGCGGCUGCAAAACUUUUGGUAUAG
Diaporthe citri is the source of this 954-nucleotide messenger RNA. RefSeq lists its product as uncharacterized. NCBI's taxonomy places the organism in Eukaryota, Fungi, Ascomycota, Sordariomycetes, Diaporthales, Diaporthaceae. The transcript has 4 exons. The coding region runs from base 1 to 954 and encodes 317 amino acids. The record is from RefSeq and is a predicted model, not a curated record.